GCGCGCGAGAUAGUCAAGUGACGCGCGAGAGCCAAGCUUUCGGACUAUAAAUUUCGAAAGUUCUAGAACACUAUACUUACACACUAUUUAUACCCGUUAGGACAACAUUGUUCAAUCAUUACAUACCUUACAUCAUUUCUCCUCCUCUGUGUCGUACGGGUUCUGUUAUGUUCCUUUUGUUUGCGAGGUGGCACGUGAGGAGAUCAAUAAUGUCAAAGAAGAAACCGGGAAAACUCAACGGCCUUGAACGACGUCGUAAGACAAAGAGAAGCUGCCUCGAGAAACGGAAGGCGACGGUGGAGAAGUUGAGUGUGAAAUUCGUUAAGAAGAAAGAAAACAUUCAGCGGAUGAAGAAGGAGGUGGACGAUAUGAUGGCCACACUGGACGAGACAGAAUCCGAAUGCGCCACGAUAAGGAACGAGCACAAGCUGGCGAUUGAGCGGAACGACGACCUCCAAUUCUUCCUCGACUACAUGCUGUUUACCUUGUUGCGCGGAUGAGUCAUAGUGGUAGACUAUAUAUAGUCCACGUUAUUCUUUGAUUAUGUCAAAGUUGUGAGUUGUAGUGAUUGUUAAUGAUGCCUAGUAUUUCUCAUCUGUCAAUAAUGACGGCUAUCUCUCACCCAGUUGAGAGUUAGUAGGAGGUUGUUGGAGUCAUAUAGUGAUGGACUAUGUCCAGCUUAUUCUU
Messenger RNA from Tripterygium wilfordii, 687 nucleotides. RefSeq lists its product as uncharacterized. The transcript has 3 exons. The record is from RefSeq and is a predicted model, not a curated record. Lineage: Eukaryota; Viridiplantae; Streptophyta; Magnoliopsida; Celastrales; Celastraceae. Bases 168 to 500 code for a protein of 110 amino acids.